Molecule: messenger RNA, 429 nt
Organism: Cryptomeria japonica (Japanese cedar)
Lineage: Eukaryota; Viridiplantae; Streptophyta; Pinopsida; Cupressales; Cupressaceae
Product: anther-specific proline-rich protein APG-like
Exons: 1
Coding region: 1-429 (142 amino acids)
Source: RefSeq, a predicted model, not a curated record
AUGGCUCUUUCUUCAUUAGCAGAGUUCUUGCAGGUUUUGGUUGUAGUGCUCUCUUUCAUGGCACUGGGUGUAUUAUUGUCAUUGAUUGUUUUGAUUAUGAAAUGCAUGCAAGGACAUCGUGAUGAUGGUUUUUCUCAGCAGAAGACUCAGACUUCUCACAAGACACAGAUUAAGAUUGUUGAAUCUGCUUCUCCUUCUCCUUUCCACUCUAUUGCUCAGUCUCCUUUUCCAUCUCCUUUUCCUUCUCCUUCUCCUUUUCGCCCUAUUGCCGUUGCUUCUAGUCCAAAUUCUUUUUAUUCUCCUUCUCCUUCUCCUUCUCCUCCUCCUCCUCCUCCUCAUUCUCAUCCUCCUCCCAUUGCUGUUGCUUCUACCUCAAACACUCUUCCUCCUCCUCCUCCCAUUACUGUUGCUUCUACCUCAAACUCUUGA